AUGUCGCUAUUCGGUAACAAUGAAUUGGUGACUGGCUCCGGCUCGACAAUCACGGUGCUCAACCCUGCAUCCAACCCUCAACUUCUGGCUACAAUCAACACCUUGGAAGAUGGAAGGCCAUUCAGCGCAGCCUUAGAGGAGGAUCUCGAGAGGUCAUACCAGGUGUUCAAGUACCACGGCGGCGCUACUAACAAGAUCAGCGGCGACACCAUCGAGGCAUCGCCGGCCAAACUGGCGUAUGUACUGCACAAGUUGCUGGACAUCCGCAGCCAGAUCAUCCCCCGGAACUAUCCCUUCACGAUACUCGCCCGUAAGAUCGCGCCGGCUCCGGGAUGCGGAAAUACCGUCGUGAUCAAGCCAGCAGGAUAG
This is a messenger RNA of Aspergillus puulaauensis, 369 nucleotides long. RefSeq lists its product as uncharacterized. Lineage: Eukaryota; Fungi; Ascomycota; Eurotiomycetes; Eurotiales; Aspergillaceae. Gene Ontology annotation, molecular function: oxidoreductase activity, acting on the aldehyde or oxo group of donors, NAD or NADP as acceptor. The record is from RefSeq and is a predicted model, not a curated record. The coding region runs from base 1 to 369 and encodes 122 amino acids. The transcript has 2 exons.